AUGGGAACAGGGGACAGACUGCUCGACAUCCCCUGCAACGUAUGCGGUGAUAGAAGUUCUGGAAAGCAUUAUGGCAUUUACAGCUGCGACGGAUGUUCAGGCUUCUUUAAGAGGUCGAUCCAUCGGAAUCGUGUAUACACGUGCAAGGCUGGUGGAGAGAUGAAAGGCCGCUGUCCAGUGGACAAGACACACAGGAAUCAGUGUCGUGCCUGCAGACUCGCCAAGUGCUUUCAAGCCAAUAUGAAUAAAGAUGCGGUUCAACACGAACGAGGUCCCCGCAAACCGAAGCCACAUCCGGGCGUGCUGGGCUCACUCCCGCCGCCUCUCGCGCACACGCACAAGCCACACCCUUUGAAACUGUCUCCACAGUCGCCUUAUACAUCCCUUUCGCAACCUUUUAAUUUUCAGUUUAAUAUAAGCGGGAUAAACGAUUCAGCGCCAUUGAGCACAGCAUCUUCCGCGGGUUCAAGUGGAGCCGGUGGAGCCGGCGCCGUUAGCCCACUGCCUUUCAUCCCCGAGCCGUUCCUCGCUCCGCCACCACCUGGAUUACUUCAUAUACUCAUGUCUAGCGAUAAGUGCCAGGAACUAAUGUGGAGCGCAAAGCAGUUGCAACUUCAGGGUGAUCCGUCUUUGCUGCGUCCGCCAGCAAAUGCAUUUGGGACGCCAUUAGCGCCAACUUGGGAACUACUGCAAGAAACAAGCGCACGCCUUCUUUUCAUGGCAGUGCGCUGGGUUCGGUGCUUGGCACCGUUUCAAGCGCUCGCAGCCAGUGAUCAGCUCGUAUUACUACGCGCAGCGUGGAAGGAUCUGUUCGUGCUUCAUCUCGCACAAUGGUCUGCACCCUGGGAUCUUGCACCUUUGCUGGCCGCACCUGCAGCGAGAGCGAGACUUCCGCCAGAGCCUCUUGCGGACCUUGAAUUGAAUACGUUACAGGAAAUCUUAUGUCGAUUUCGUCAAAUCGCGCCCGAUGGCAGUGAAUGUGGCUGCAUGAAAGCAAUUGUGCUAUUUUCACCAGACACACCAGGCCUAAGCGAAACGCAGCCGGUCGAGAUGUUGCAAGAUCAAGCACAAUGCAUUUUAGCUGACUACGUCCGUACUAGAUACACGAGGCAGCCCACGAGGUUCGGUCGUCUUCUUCUAUUACUGCCAUCUCUUCGUGCAGUGCGAGCACGGUCUAUCGAGUCGCUCCUGUUUCGGGAGACUGUAGGCGACGUAUCAGUAGCGACGCUGUUACACGACAUGUACAGAAUGCAACCCGCCCCCACACCAGCAUUCCAACCUCCCCAACUUCCGACCAAUGACCAUUGUUCAUCUCCAUACGCUGAAUCAAAAGACUUUUAG
This is a messenger RNA of Vanessa atalanta (red admiral), 1341 nucleotides long. RefSeq names its product protein dissatisfaction (gene dsf). Gene Ontology annotation, molecular function: nuclear receptor activity; RNA polymerase II cis-regulatory region sequence-specific DNA binding; zinc ion binding. Gene Ontology annotation, biological process: cell differentiation; regulation of transcription by RNA polymerase II; anatomical structure development. The record is from RefSeq and is a predicted model, not a curated record. The transcript has 10 exons. NCBI's taxonomy places the organism in Eukaryota, Metazoa, Arthropoda, Insecta, Lepidoptera, Nymphalidae. The coding region runs from base 1 to 1341 and encodes 446 amino acids.